Molecule: messenger RNA, 3275 nt
Organism: Apis florea (little honeybee)
Lineage: Eukaryota; Metazoa; Arthropoda; Insecta; Hymenoptera; Apidae
Gene: Sox102F
Product: transcription factor Sox102F
Biological process (GO): regulation of transcription by RNA polymerase II; cell fate commitment
Cellular component (GO): nucleus
Molecular function (GO): DNA-binding transcription factor activity, RNA polymerase II-specific; RNA polymerase II cis-regulatory region sequence-specific DNA binding
Source: RefSeq, a predicted model, not a curated record
UUAGUGGUUGCCGCGAGUGUCCGGUCAAAAAAGUUUCGUUUUUUCCAUAAAUAGUUCUUGUGACGUGCUAAAUAACGUGUACGUAGUGACCGAAUCAAAGUUACAUUCGUACGUUAAUAAAAUUCGUACGAUUCGUUCACGUGAAAGUUAUUAUUCGUCGUUUAUCGAUUGCAUUCCGAAAUGAUCUCCGAAGUAGCUAGGGUGAACAAUCAUCUCAAGGCGCAUGCGCGGCACCAUGUUCACUGAGUCAGGCACAUGCUGUUUACGAACGACGACUGCGAACAUUUACAAGAGAUUUUCACCGAUCAACGACGCUGGUUCGGCACCGAACGGUGUGCUUCCUGAUGUUCGCCGUAAUUGUUCGACGGUGGAUGGGGUCGUCACGGCCAUAAAGCCGAUCAGCUGGAAGGAGAUUCGAAGCCGAUUGAGGAUGUCCUCAAAGAGGAAGUCACCACCAACGAAGCUAUCGGAGGGCGGGGGCGGCACGGGUACAGUGGCAGGCGCAAACGAGGAGGAGGAGGACACGACCUCGUCGGUGACCGGCGGUCCCGGUGGCGAGGUAGCCGUGGGUGAAGAGGGUCCCACCACCCCCGUCGACAUCGAGGACUGUUACCCUCACCAGAGGGGAGGUGACUGCGAGUCGUCCGGCUGCUCGUCGCCGGCGACAACCAGCGAGCCCGAUCUCAGGGACUCGCCCUCGCCAUCGUCGAAUUCCUUGCGGACAAGCAAGCGGCAGAGGAUCGUGUUGACCGGGCAGGAGGCCCUGGCCUACCACCACUAUCCCCCCCACCACCACCACCACCACCACCACCAUCACCACCACCAUCACCACACGAACACAUCCUCGUCGUCGGGCGGCGUCGUGGAACCGGCCAGCUCCUCCGAGUGCGGCUCGCCCCCCACACCCUUAACCGUCGACCCCUACUACCCGACCCACCCCCAUCACAACAACAACAACAACACCGUGACGCAGAAUAAUAACAACAAUAACAACAACGGGGGGAACGCUACCACCGCGACAACCAAGAGAUCCAUGGACGACGUGCUGAAGAGGUUAACCUUCAAGAUGAACAGCGAGUCGCUGUCGCUCCAGGACGACACGAGUAACAACAGGCGGAACAGCCCCCCGCCCACCUCCACGCCGACCGGGCACAACGCGCAUUGUGGAGGCGUCGCCAGCGUGGCGAACAGCGUGCCACCCUCGCCCCCGGCAUCUGGCAGGAUGCAGAACACGGAUGGACAAGUGCAGCAGGAUGGCGCGUCGGCCUUGCACAGGGUCUUCUGCGCGGAGAGCUUCGCGGAGAAGGAGCGGAGGCUGUCCGAGAUGAUCCUGCAGCUGCAGCUGCUCAGGGAACAAUUGCUGCAACAGCAAGAUCAGUCGAAGUCGUAUCCUGCGCACAUGACCGUCGACUCGCAGAAGCAAAUCGAGAUGCAGCGGCUGCAAACGGAGCACUUGAAGCGGCAGCAAGAGCACAUCAUGCAGCACAACAUCCAGGAGCUACAGGCUCAGAUGACAAAGAACCAGCUGAGCAUGUCGGGGCCGCAAUCCUUGAUGUUCCUACCGUUUCUCGAACAGCUCAGAGGGUUGCCGGUGCAAUCGCCUAUGCCGCCACCGCCGGUUACGUCGACGUCAACAACCACCAACAAACAUAUCAAUUCGAUCGCUAACAUGAUCAGCAGCCACAGGGAAGGGCCAAGCUGGGCGACGGCGCAUCUCGCGCAGAUGACCACGCAGAUGGAGAAGGAAGCGUCGCCGACGCCGAUCUCUUCCGCCGUGGCGCCGACCGCAGCCCCUUUGCAGGAUCUCGACGCGCCCCUCAACCUCACCAAGCCCAAGUCCUCGUCGUCGGGGGCCACGGCGUCCUCCUCGUCGCCCGGAAGCGACUCCCACUCGACCGGGGCCGGAAGCAGCGGCCAGCAGGAGCAGCCGCUCGCGGCCACCGCGCCCAAGCUCUUCCCGCCAGGCCUACCGAUGCCUCGAAAUUAUCUCACCACCCUUCCUUACGCGGGUCUUCCGCCUCACCUCAGCUCCAUCUCCUCCCCGAUGGGCAAGGUAAUGGCCAAAGAGGAGGCGGCUGGACCUGGAGGUGCCGUGGCAGCAGCCGCGGUCGCCGCCAUGGAGAAGCACAUUGCAAUGCACAGCAUUUACGCGAUACCACCGAGUGCUGGUGCGAUGCCUCCAUCGCCGCAGACUCAACGACCCGGCGGUCUCAAGCACUCCAGUUCUCGGGAAGAGGCUGCACAGGAGGAACAGGACUAUCUGUCGACACCUCACAUGUGGCGGGAGCCGGGUUACAAGGUACCGGAAGACAUAACGGAAAAAGCUAAAAUGGUGAGACAGCAGAAGAGGGAGGGUGAGAACAAGCCACAUAUCAAGCGGCCUAUGAACGCGUUCAUGGUGUGGGCCAAGGACGAGCGUAGGAAAAUUUUGAAAGCCUGCCCGGACAUGCACAAUUCGAACAUAUCCAAGAUACUCGGAGCUCGAUGGAAAGCGAUGUCGAAUUCCGAGAAACAGCCAUACUACGAGGAGCAAUCGCGAUUGUCGAAGCUGCACAUGGAGAAACACCCCGACUACAGGUACAGGCCGCGGCCCAAGCGCACCUGCAUAGUGGACGGGAAGAAGAUGCGCAUAUCCGAGUACAAGUCGCUGAUGCGGCAACGGCGGCAGGAAAUGAGGCAGCUGUGGUGCCGUGACAGCGGGCCAGAGAUGAGCUUCUUGUCCCCGGUCGGCUCGGACCUGGCCACGCAACACCAUCCGGGCACGGGGGCCGGGCCAUCGGCGAGGCCCAGCGUGUCGCCACCUGCGACCAUGUUGAACGGCGGCGCGGCCGGGCCCAGCUCCGACCAUCCAUCCUUCUAUUACCCGCAGGACAGCCUGUCGCCCACGGAUAUGAUGAACUUCUCGCCGGAAAACUCGGGAUCGAUCGGUGGCUACGACGCGAGUCCCCGGCACCACGACGAGGAUUGAACCGCGGCUCCGGGUCAGCCGCCAUGGCCGCCCGGAGCGUCAUCGUCGUCGUCAACAGCAGCAGCAGCAGCAGCAGCGUCCACCAGACUCGGCCACGAGUUGUUCUGGUAAAGCAGAAGGAAAAAGAAAAACGAAAGAAACUUGCGUGAAAUACAGAUACGAUGAUAUAUGAAAUGAUAGUAGGCCGGAUGUAUCGAGACGGAUAGGAAAGCGAACAAUCGGAGGGACGAACGUUCUCGAAAAGGUGACUGAGCGUUUCGAAGCCUCGCCCUUGGAGGUUGUGAUAUAAUAAUAAAAAAAAAAAAAA